Messenger RNA from Salvia hispanica, 2237 nucleotides. RefSeq lists its product as uncharacterized. Lineage: Eukaryota; Viridiplantae; Streptophyta; Magnoliopsida; Lamiales; Lamiaceae. The record is from RefSeq and is a predicted model, not a curated record. Gene Ontology annotation, biological process: biosynthetic process. Gene Ontology annotation, cellular component: eukaryotic translation initiation factor 2B complex. Gene Ontology annotation, molecular function: translation initiation factor activity; guanyl-nucleotide exchange factor activity; translation initiation factor binding.
CUCCCGCCGGAAAAUUCAUCUUCUCCGGCUCCGAUUUCUGCUGCAUAAAUUUGGUGACUGCGCAAUGGUGGCGAAGAAAGUGAGCAAGGGAGGCGGAGAUGCAGGAGGGGAAGGGCCCUUGCAGGCCAUCCUGUUGGCCGAUAGCUUUGCCACUAUGUUCCACCCUAUUACCCUCGAACGCCCCAAGGUACUGCUGCCACUGGUGAACGCACCUAUGAUUGAAUACACCUUGUCGUGGCUUGAAUCUGCUGGAGUUAAGGAGGUUUUCGUGUUUUGCUCUGCUCAUGCCAACCAAGUGGUUGACUAUUUGGAAAACUCCAACUGGCUCAAUCAGCCAAACUUUUCUGUUUCUACAAUCAAGUCUUGCAAAGCCAUGGGUACUGGAGAUGCUCUACGCUCGAUAUAUGAUAUGGAUGUGAUACAUGGAGAUUUUGUUCUUGUAACUGGGGAUACUGUGACCGACAUGUCACUAACCGAGGUUCUUAAACAACACAAAGAGAGAAAGAAAAGAGAUGAGGUUCUUAAACAACACAACGAGAGAAAGAAGAGGGAUAGCAUUGCAGUAAUGACUAUGGUAAUCAAACAGUCAAAGCCGUCGUCUCCAGCAACAAAUCAGGAGCUGUUUAUGGCAAUUGACCCUGAAACCAAAGAGCUUUUAUAUUAUGAUACUUCAAAGUCUGAUACGACUCGCACUCCUCUUCUCAAUGAUAAGCAGGACUGCUAUAUUGACAUAUGUUCUCCAGUGGUUCUGGAACUUUUCAAGGACUAUUUUGACUACCAGGAUUUACGCCGUCUUGUCCAGGUGUUACUUGAUGAUGAACUUGAGCGUUACAAAAUUUUCACCCAUGAAAUUCAUUCAAGUUAUGCAGAAAGGGUGGAGAGCUACAGGAGCUAUGACACUAUUAGCAAAGAUAUAAUACAGAGGUGGCCUUCUUAUCCUGUUAUUGGAAGUGGCACCACUAUUGGAAAGCACUCAGAAGUUUCCAAUUCUGUCAUUGGUGAAGACUGUGUCAUUGGAUCAAAUGUUUCAAUUGAUGGAUGCUACAUCUGGAAUAAGGUGAAGAUUGAGGAUGGCUGUAGAUUAAAGCAUGCAAUAGUGUGUGAUGGGGUGACCAUGAAGUCCGGAGUGGUUCUUGAAGCUGGCACCGUAUUAUCUUUCAAUGUCGUAAUUGGGCAAGAUUUUGUUGUGCCUGCUUACUUAAAGGUUUCUCUACUCCAACAGCCUGUCAUACAAGACUCAGACAGUGAUGAAGAGCUUGAAUAUUUAUAUGCUGGUUAUAGUAGUGGGAACGUAGAAAUCACAUCGGUAUCUGACUUGCAAAUGCAGGCUGCAUCUGAGGUUGGCGGGGCUGGUUUUAUCUGGUCAGUUGGUGAAGAAGAACGGAGGCAUUCAAUGGCGCCAAUUUCUGCCGAUCAGCUUGUUGAAAUGAUCACAUCUGCCACUGAUGAACUGGAUAUAUCAAACGCGGAAAGUACUUCAGAAGAGGUGGGACUCGAUUCUGGCGAUGAAUCUGAUUUCAAUGGAGAUAUAUCAAAUUAUGCCCGUUUCGAAAAGGAGGUUGAGGCAUUUUUUCUAAAGACUAUACACGAAGAUAUAGAAGAAGAGCGUAUAAUAUCAGUAGUUACGACACUGAGGUUGUUGUAUGAACUGGAUUCUACUCAUUCUGCCAGCGCGUUGUUCUACGCGAUGAUGAAGUAUGCCGUGGACACUCCCCAUGAUAACUCUGCAUAUGAACUGUUUCAGAUCACUGAUGGUGUGAUUGAACUUUGGGGAAAGCUUUUGAAGUAUUUCCUGCCUAGCAUAGAUGAAGAGAUUGAGGUGCUACUGAAGUUUGAAGAAAUGUGUGUAGAGUCUACAACAGAAUAUGAAUAUCUAUUUCCCAAGAUUUUGCAUCUUCUAUACGACAAAGGCAUUUUGCAAGAAGACGCUAUACUAUGUUGGGCAUCGGAAAAGGAGCACGCUGAUGAGUCGGAUAGGGUUUUCGUGAAGAAGGUAGAGGAAUUUUUACAGCGGCUCAAGGAGCGUCGGGAGAAGAAGGUUUAGGAGUGAUGUGAUGCUUCUCUCUCUGUUUUGAUACAAAAAACUUACAAGCCAAACAAGGAUGCCUAUAUUACUUUUUUUUUUUAUUAGAGAAGACAUUUUGGUUAAUAUUAGAGUUGAAUUUGGACAUGUUUUAGAAUUUUUGUAGAGAACUUUUUUUUAGAUUGGUACUACUAAAUUACAUUUAUUGUCAAUA